Molecule: messenger RNA, 558 nt
Organism: Rotaria sp. Silwood2
Lineage: Eukaryota; Metazoa; Rotifera; Eurotatoria; Philodinida; Philodinidae
Source: the annotation of a GenBank genome assembly
AUGAUCUUUUAUAAUUAUUUAUUUCUUAUAUAUAAUUCCUUACUCUUUAUAUCAUUGUAUAAUGUUAAUACAUUCAGUUUUGAACUAUCAUCAGAUUUUGACUUAUCAUGGGACAAUUGUGGGCCUAGUCAAGACCCAGUUCAAUUGAAGAGUCUUGAUAUUAGUCCUGAUCCAAUUAAAGUACCGGGAAAUGUUACCAUUACUGGAUCUGUUGAUGUAGCGUCUCAAAUUCCAACAGAUGUUCAUGCAGUAGUUUUACUUCAACGUAAAGUUGGACCAUUUUUUGUAAAAGUUCCAUGUGUUGAUAAUUUUGGUUCAUGUACUUAUGAUAAUGUUUGUGAGUUAUGGACUGAACUUUGUUCAAAGUAUGCAUCACGAUAUGGUUUACCAUGUGAAUGUCCAAUUCCAGUAAAUACAUAUUCUGUAUCAAAAGCAACUGUACUUGUGAGUAAGCAUUUACCACCUGAGUUAUUAGGUGAAUAUCGAGCCACAGUUGAUAUUGGUUCAAGUGAAAGCCAUAUCGCCUGUAUUAAUAUUGACUUGACAAUUCAGAAAUAA